Molecule: messenger RNA, 4217 nt
Organism: Electrophorus electricus (electric eel)
Lineage: Eukaryota; Metazoa; Chordata; Actinopteri; Gymnotiformes; Gymnotidae
Gene: gpc3
Product: glypican 3
Biological process (GO): cell migration; positive regulation of canonical Wnt signaling pathway; regulation of protein localization to membrane
Cellular component (GO): extracellular region; plasma membrane; cell surface
Source: RefSeq, a predicted model, not a curated record
GCUGCAAGUGCUGUGAAUGAGAGGGGAGUUUGUAAAAGAACAAACCAGUCCUAUGUAGGCUGGUAUUUUACGGGAAGCAUAGUUAUUCGCUGUUGAACUAGUAAACAGGACGCCUACGAGAUGUGGUACCAGGAAUAGGAACACAUGCUACAGUUUUGGGGGAUGUUGCACCCUAACGGAGGUGGAGAACCGGAGGAUGCUCAUCACUAGAGUAGAUUUCUUGGAGGGAGAAACAGGACAUCGCUUCCGCUGGACACUGAAGGAACUACUUAAGUAAUCUCUGUACGAGAUCUCUUCUGCACUUUUAUUGUUCGAUCACAACGCAACAGCUAUUUAACCAUGGACGGACUAAACUCGAUCGCUGCGAUGAUUCUCUGCGCUUUGUUUCUGCCGCACGCACAGCUCAGCCACCAGGCGCUAAACUGCCAAGAAGUGCGUUCAUCCUUUCAGUUUUUAUAUCCUGGCACGAAGUGGGCGCCUGAAACGCCAGUCUCAGGCUCAGACCUGCAGGUUUGCCAGCCCAAAGGCCUCACCUGCUGCUCACGGAAAAUGGAGGAGCGCUACCUCCUCAGCGCUAAACAGAACAUGGAGUCCAGUCUGCAGGCCAGCAGCGCCCAGCUCAAGAUCCUCAUCAUCCAGAACGCUGCCCUCUUCCAAGAGGCCUUUGAUAUGGUCCUGCGUCUGGGCCGUAACUCCACCCUCUCCCUGCUGAGGGAAGAGUUCCCUGGCUUGGUGGGCGUGGCCAGCAGCGCGGUCACCCAGCUCUUCCUGGACAUGUCCCUCUACAUCCUGGGCUCCGACGCCAACGUGGACGACAUGGUCACCUCCUUCUUCUCCCGCCUCUUCCCCCUCACCUUCCGUCGUCUCCUUGGCAACAGCGCGAUGGCGGGCAUCUCCGAAGACUGCCUGCGUGGCGCGUGGCGCCAAGCCUCGGCGUUUGGCUCCUACCCCAAGCUGAUGAUGACGCGCCUCUCGCGGUCCCUGUUGUCCACGCGGGCCUUCCUUCAGGCACUGAACCUGGGCAUCGAGGUGGUGAACACCACUCAGCACAUGCGGGCGGGCAAGGAUUGCGGACGGGCACUGCUCCGGCUGUGGUACUGCCCGCACUGCCAGGGGCACCUGGACGCGCGUCCGUGCCGGGCACUGUGUGUCAGCACCAUGACGGCCUGCCUCGGGGGAGCCGGUGAUGUGCAGCCCCACUGGAGGGCCUACGUUGAGGAGCUGGGCAGUCUGGCUGCAGCCAUGAGGGGGGAACAGGAUAUUGAGGCCGUGGUGCUCAGACUGCACGUCAUUGUCAGGCUGGCUCUCCGGCACGCCGUAGGGGCCAAGAGCAAAGUGAAUGCACAGGUAAGCGGCGUUUGCGCACGCGCCCCCCAGAGAGUGGCGCGUGCAGCGACGUCACCAGCGAAACCAGCUGCACCGGUGUCCCGUAGCUCGCAGUCCGUGAACUUUGACCCCGACGAGACUCUGUCCGGGCGACGCAGAGAGUUUAUCUUGAGCCUGAGGGGAUUCAGUCUGUUCUACGGGGGUCUUGGGGAGGCUCUCUGCAGCCGAGAGCCAGCCACGCUCAACAGCUCCCUCUGCUGGAACGGGCAGGAGGUGACAGAAAAGUUUCCAGGUCCAGGACUGAAGAGGCCCCAUCCUCAUGUGCCUGACACCAAACACAAGCCCCCUGAACCUGUCAUCAGCCAAAUCAUUGACAAACUCAAGCACAUCAACCAGCUGUUACGGAUGGUGACGUCGCCUGAGAAACGAUGGCGAGCUCGUCCUCAAGGGGGUGCCGCGAGAAAAGAUCCAAAUCGACCGAGCCAAGGGACCGAGGACGAGGAAGGGCUAGAGAGCGGCGACUGUGACGAUGAAGAUGAGUGUACCGGAUUUUCGGGACUCGGGCCACCGCCGCGACGCAAGCGUCUGCGUAUCUUCGCAGACCUGGCGGAUAAUUUGGCCAUGGACGACCUCACUUUCCAUGAGCUGCUCCUGACCCCCAGGCUGGCCAAGGACUCGCAUGGGGGCGCAUCGGUGCCCGGGGCGGCGCAGGCGGCCCACAGCUCUCUCCGCCUCUUCGUGCUGACUGUCGUCCUCCUCGUCUUUGGACUUCAGUGAACCCUCUGCGCUGUUUCAGCCUACCACCCCCGUCCAGUGUUCCUCCCCGUCUACUGCUGACCAUCCUUCAAACCGGUCUUGUAAUUUGAUCGGACGCCGCAGUUGCCCCUGUGUAUAAAUGGUUUCUUGAAAGACGGUAAGAUGAUCGGGAUGAGGAAAGAGGAUCCCUUAGCGCACGCUGUCUCCAGUCUUACUAAUGAACGUGGCUUUAAUUUUUUUUCUACUUCUAUGAGGUUCUGUGCAGUUGCCAAACCAUUAAACAGAGUAUCUCACCGAGAAUGACAAAUUCGACGUACAUACUAUCAUGUCUCACCUUGUGCUUGUAUUCCAUGCUGCAGACAUGAUUUCCUCUCUGGGGUUCUCAUGAGGUUUUACACAAAGACCAGAGCCUCCUGUAGGUAGAGGACCCAACCUUCUUUCUUGAUUUAAUAGACUGUCUUGAGGAGUAAGAACUGUGACUAAUGGGGUCUGGGGAAAUGUAGUGCUUCUCUGGUGGGCACAGAUUUUAAAUAAACACACACAGACAGAUACACAGAAAAACAACACACACACACUUCUUUGCCACCCACUUUAGCCACUCAUUUCCUCUGCAGUAAAUGACCCUUGGAGGAGAUCAAGGGACUGGUGUGUCGUUGUGAAAGCCUUUCUCUGCGGGUGACGCCCAGCUGCGUUACAUUUAGAAAAAUAACAUUUUAUUGGAAUAGUAACUUUCCUUUUCACAGUUGUGCUAUCUUUGUCACUUUCCUUCUCUCUCUCUCUCUCUCCAUUUUUGGCUCAUAAGAAACCUCUCGACCUUCUGUCUGCUUUUCUGUCUCUCCAUGUCUGUCUGUCUUUCUGUGGCAGGUUGUGUCCCUUAAUGAGCUUUGUAUUAUAGCUCAUUUGUAUUAUAGCUCAUUUGUAUUAUAGCUGAUUUGUAUUAUAGCUCAUUUGUAUUAUAGGUGAUUAAAGGUUCGGUCCGUGCGGAGACCCAUAAACGUCCUGCUCUUGUCUUUGCUCGUGUUCACAGGUUACCAUAGCAAUGGCAUCCAAGCGGACAAGCCGCUGUGUUAAUGGCUACGUAGGUUGGGGUGUUUCAAGUGAUCGAUUUGCACCUUUCUGAAUUGCGGUGAAAUAGAAAGGGCUAAUGCUGUUAUUUAUCAGAUUAAACUCUUAUUCAAAUGCUUCGUUGAGAAAUUAAGAUAUAUUCACUCGAUUUCUCUAUGAAUUCUCAGAAUGUCUGUUUUCACUUUGACUAUGAAACUGUCCCUAACUAGGUGAAUGAACAAAAUGUGUAUCCCUUUAAUUGAAGGAGUGACCUGUUAUAUGCCAACAAUUAUUGUGUGUGUGUGUGUGCGUGUGUGUGCGUGUGUGUGCGCGCGCGUGCGCGCGCGGGUGCGCGUGCAUGUUCAAAGGCUGCACUUUUUGAGUUGACAAGCGUUUAAAUAAUUGAGACAGCAUUUACUGUCUUAUAUUGAAUGUACACAGAAAAAUAAAAGGAAACCCCGAGAUAAAAGCUUCUCCUUCCAAACUCAAAUAAAUUUAAAAAAUAUAUAUAUAUAUAUAAUUUUAUUUGUUUUAUUGGUUUAAAACAUUGCUUCUUAACAGUGUGCAUUAACAUGCUUUUUACACAUCAACUAAUGGUAAAAAUUGCUGAGAAGUUGUGUAAUUAUGCACCUAAGUCCCCCAUGGGUGUUUAAGGGCUGAGGGUGUAAUACUGAGAGAGGAGGUGGUUGAGGACCAUUUGGCACCUCUGAGUUUUGGCUUCAGCUCAGCUCUGUAACUACAGCACUGAACAAACGUUUGUUGUUCACCCCGGUUUUAGCAGCCAGUUCUGUUUUUGGUGAAGCGACCGUCUUUGUCGAACCACCUGGGCUGACCAGUAUUUGUAAUUGCCGGGGAGAGCAGUAUGGCUGUCCAAAGUAUGUGUGUCACACCUGACUAGAUGAUGUCGUUUUCUGGUUUUGUGACUGCACAUGCAUUUCGGAAUUAUCGGUUUUUAUGUAAUUUAAAGUGAAUAAAAAUGUUUAAGUAUUGGCUGUGAAUUUUGUUUGUGUUUUAGGGUGUUUUGCCUCAUAUAUGCGUGAAUUCAUGUUAGUUUGAGGUGUCUUUCGAUUAAACUUAUGACGGUAAGGAUG